AUUAUUUCUUGAUCAGCGGGGUUUUCGUCUCUUAAAGCAAUGGUUCGGAAACAAUAUCAGGAAGCUAAAACAGGGUUCCAGUUGUUGAAAUCGAUAGAUGUGGAUAAAACUUUGAGGAAGAUAGGAUUAGGCAGAGAAGAUCAUCACUUUUGGAAACUAAUUGGGAAAGCAUUGUUGUGCAGGUACACGCUCUUCGGCGUCUCAUGGCACUACAAUGAAACGUCGCCGCUGGGGUGGUGGACAUUGAAGCCUAGGCCGAAGGAAGAAAGGGAGUUAGCCCGUUUAUAUGAGCGCAGAGAGUUUCCUUAUCCCGGUGAUGCUGAGGCCAUGGAAGAGUUCAUUGCCAAGGGAGGCAUGAUUGGGACGACGCUUGGCCCCAAAGGUAUAAUUGAGACUGAUAAAGAUUCGUUUAAUUAUCAGAAAGAGUUUGAGCAGGAAGCAAUGAAGCUUGGGCUCAGGAUGAGGAAUGAAGUUAUUUCAGAGCUUCAAGAGAAAGGGAACGGUGCUUAGUGAAGUGGUUUUCUGCAAUGGUGUUCAGAUUGUUAAGCUCGGUUAAAUUGUGGAGGGUUUUGCAUGGUUUUCUUUGUUUCUUGUUUGGAAUUGGAGUUUUCCAGGAUGAUGUGUGUUUAUCAAUGGUUCUGUUAACCCUUUUAAAUGUUGCAUAUUAUUUCUUGUUUGAUAUCCCAGUUACGUGCUUACGUUGGGUGUAACUGUGUCGAGCUCAAGCUGUACUAGUCUCAAGCUAGCCUUGAAAUUUGAGGCCAAAGCUUGAUUAAAGCUGGAUCACGUUUCAUUUAUAAAGGCAAUGUUGAACCAGACUUUAGUUCAUAGCUUUAUAAUGACAAUGUGUUUG
Messenger RNA from Hibiscus syriacus, 853 nucleotides. RefSeq lists its product as uncharacterized. The transcript is spliced from 2 exons. The record is from RefSeq and is a predicted model, not a curated record. The coding region runs from base 40 to 510 and encodes 156 amino acids. NCBI's taxonomy places the organism in Eukaryota, Viridiplantae, Streptophyta, Magnoliopsida, Malvales, Malvaceae.